GUAGCAUCGUGGUCGUGCCUGCCCUUCACAUCCGUCCACAUCCUACGAGGCUUUGCUCCCAAGCGCAGCACAACUAUGGCACUGCUCAAGUCCAACAAGGUGUUCUACUGUCUGGGGAACAUUUCUCCGUCCCUGGGAGUCCUGUCCACCCGCAACAGCUCAUGGUGGGGUGGAGUGCAGAUGGGUCCCCCCGAUCCCAUCCUGGGGGUGAGCGAGGCCUUCAAGAAGGACACCAACCCCAAGAAGAUGAACCUGGGAGUGGGAGCCUACAGGGAUGACCAGGGCAAGCCUUUUGUGCUCAGCUGUGUCCGCAAGGCAGAGGCUGUAAUCACAGCCAAACAGAUGGAUAAGGAGUACCUUGGCAUUGUUGGUUUGGGGGAGUUUACCAAGUCCUGCGCCCAACUGGCUUUUGGUGCUGAUAAUGAGGUCUUGAAGAGCGGCAGGAACAUCACUGUCCAGACCAUCUCAGGAACUGGAUCUCUGCGCAUUGGAGCCAACUUUUUGUCUCGAUUCCAUGGGGGUCCCCGUGACGUGUACCUGCCCAAACCCUCCUGGGGAAACCACACACCCAUCUUCAGAGACGCUGGCAUGCAGCUCAAAGCAUACAGAUACUACGACCCGUCCACCUGUGGCUUUGACUUCAAAGGAGCUCUCGAUGACAUCUCUAAAAUCCCAGAGCAGAGUGUGAUCAUGUUGCAUGCUUGCGCCCACAACCCCACUGGUGUGGACCCCAAGCCUGAGCAGUGGAAGGAGAUUUCUGACAUUGCGAAGAAAAGGAAUCUUCUCGUGUUCUUCGACAUGGCCUAUCAGGGCUUCGCAAGUGGAGACAUCAAUCGUGAUGCCUGGGCUGUGCGUUACUUCAUCGAGCAGGGCCACAACAUCCUGCUGUCCCAGUCCUUCGCCAAGAACAUGGGGCUCUAUGGUGAGCGUGUGGGCGGCUUCACUGUGGUGUGUAACGACGCAGAGGAGGCAAAGAGGGUCGAGUCUCAACUUAAGAUCCUCAUCAGGCCCAUUUACUCCAACCCACCCAUGAACGGCGCCAGAAUUGCAGCAACUAUUCUCAACACACCAGAUCUGCACUCUCUGUGGCUGGAGGAGGUCCAUAGUAUGGCUGACCGCAUCAUUAAGAUGAGAGAACAGCUGGCGGCUGGUCUGAAAAAGGAGGGCUCCUCUCAAAACUGGCAGCACGUCAUCGACCAGAUCGGGAUGUUCUGCUUCACAGGCCUCAAACCAGAACAGGUUGAGCGCCUGACAAAGGAGUUUUCCGUGUACAUGACCAAGGAUGGCAGAAUUUCCAUGGCAGGCGUGACCUCUGGGAAUGUGGGCUACCUGGCACACGGGAUCCAUGCGGUCACCAAGUAGAGUGGAUCCUGCUAGGAGAGCUACAAAAUCAAAGCGGCAGUGUUGAAGAGGAGCUUAAUGUGUCACUUAUCAUCUGUCUCCUCCAUUCCACCGUUUAGAAAAGAGCUCAAUGUUUAGUUAGACAUGUUCUUGAUUGGAUUUCAUCAUGAGGUCAACUUGGAACGGUUUCGGCUGUCAAACGCAUUUAUUUUCUGGUUAACUUUUCUUUCUUUAUAUUUCACUAAACGGGCUCCCCUGUCAAAUUGCAAAAGACAUGUUUUCCCCGACUACUGACCGAUCAUCUUUGCUUAUUUAUUACGUGGAAUCAACUGUUGGCUGUGCAUUAGUGUCCUCCUAAAUGUGUGCUGUUCAUCUGCUGUGGGCCCACUCACUAUAAAACAUCCAGCAUCGGGGUAAUGUUGGACUGUGCAUUCAUUUUAUGUACAAGUUGAGAUCUUUGUUGCUAUGUGAAAGCCUGUAGAAAAUGUGAGUUAUCUCUUCUUUUUUUGUUUAGUCUUAAUUCUAAUGGUGGAGUUGUAGCACUUUAUAAGUUGUAAGUCACUGUUUGAGUUUCAAAAUUAGGCAGGCAUCCUGUUUUUAUUUGUCAAUCAGGUAGUCAAUUCACUAUCAGGCUAAUCUGCAGUUGUCCAUCUGAACUAAUCAAUCAUCCAAUACUUUCUUCAUUAUCUCUGUUUGGAGUUUCCCCAGCUACCUCCCUUGUAUUCAGUACUUUUCCAGUGGGUUUUGUCAAUCUUCUUUGGGUUUCAAUCUAGCAGGGCAGCAGUCUCAGUCAGUCCCUUUUUAACCCCGAUACAAACAAGCACACACGCCAAACACGCUUAAACUUAGUUCAAAGAAGAGAUCAAUACUUUUAAUGAAUGAGAAUUUCCCCCCCACCAUAUUCCACCACAGCCCCAAAUCUAACACCCAUCUUUUAAUUUGAAUCGGGGAGGCUUUGUAUUUGAUACCAGUACAAAUGUCUCUCUGGUAAAUAAAGAUGAGUGGGGCACGUGAUGGGGUAGUAGAAAUGCGCACAUGCUGCUCAUUCACUCAGACAUCAUGGUGUAUGUGUACAGUGUAUGAAUCUGUUAAUCUUCGAGACCGUGAGACACAAACAAUGUGGGGUUUCCCCCUGUCGACUCAUACUUCUGAAACCUCUGGCACUACGCCGCCAUGUUUUGCAUUCUGUCAUAACAUAAUGGCUCACUGAGCAUGUACCUUAUUGAACAAACAAUAAAUGGUUAUAGAGGAGCAA
Cottoperca gobio is the source of this 2596-nucleotide messenger RNA. Its product is annotated as aspartate aminotransferase, mitochondrial-like. The record is from RefSeq and is a predicted model, not a curated record. Lineage: Eukaryota; Metazoa; Chordata; Actinopteri; Perciformes; Bovichtidae. Gene Ontology annotation, biological process: biosynthetic process; L-aspartate catabolic process. Bases 76 to 1362 code for a protein of 428 amino acids. The transcript has 10 exons. Gene Ontology annotation, cellular component: mitochondrion. Gene Ontology annotation, molecular function: pyridoxal phosphate binding; L-aspartate:2-oxoglutarate transaminase activity.